Paramuricea clavata is the source of this 7476-nucleotide messenger RNA. NCBI's taxonomy places the organism in Eukaryota, Metazoa, Cnidaria, Anthozoa, Malacalcyonacea, Plexauridae. The record is from the annotation of a GenBank genome assembly.
AUGGCGGCAAGAAGAAAAAUAUCUCGACGCCGAAAUAGACGCUGUCGAAAAUCUUUCUCUGGUGUCGACAUCGGACUGGUGGAUGUAUUUUGAUUGGGCCUGUCUAUUCCUCAUUCUCGCGUCCAUUACCACGCUAACCAUAUUCUUCGUAACUGAUUAUGACCAUAAGCAUGGUUCCCCAAAGGUAACUGUGAGUCUUAAUAAUAAAUGAGGUUAAGGUAAUUCCGCAGUUUUGUAUUGCGCACUUAGUACUGCGCAGAAUCGUAUAACUUAUAAUUUCAUCCAUUAUACGUACCAUUUAAAAAAUAUCAUUUUAUGACAAUUUUAUGUUACUUCAAAACAUCUUUGGUUACAUUCGUGCAAAGAAUUACGUUAAAGGGUAUUGGCAACAAAAAUUUUUAUUGAUUUUAUUGCCUCAUCUGAAGGAGCAUGAAAAAAUAAGCCGAUUGGCCGUUUACUGCUCUAUUCUAUCUCAUCUGGUUCCGAAGUUAUACGCAAAAAUGUGCAAAAUAUAAAUUGCUGAUUCAGCACAUUCUGUGACGUCAUAAGCUGGGUAAGUAUGUUUAUUGAAUAGUAAACUAAAGCAUAGCUGAGUUAUUAUUAGUUCAAAUCAAAUGAAAUUUUGCAUACAGAUAGUACAUGAUGAGAUGCAUGGGAAAAAUACUUCUAAUUUCGUUGUCAAGGCAACACAGUCGUUCCCAGGCCUCUUACACUGAUUUUGAAUAACUAGUUGCAUUUAUCUAUGUGUAUGUCAUUUUCGAAUUAUUAUCAUGCAAGUAAACUUUUGGCAUGUAUAGGUAUCAUACACAUACUUCUGAUAUUAUUUUAUUCUUAUCAGUACCUUGAAUAAAGCUGUUUCAUAAAAUUGGCGCAAGGGGCCUGGAAACGACACUGUUACCUUGGCAACAAAAUUAGAAGUGUUUUUCCAUGCGUCUCAUCAUGUACAAUCAGUAUGCAAAAUUUCAUUUGAUUUGGGCCCAUAAUAACUGAGCUAUGCUUCAGUGUAGUAUUCAAUAAACAUACUUACCCAGCUAAUGACGUCACACGUUGUGCUGAAUCAGCAAUUUAUAUUUUCACAUUUUUGCGUAUAACUUCGGAACUAGAUGAGAUAGAAUAGAGCAUUAAACGGCCAAUCGGCUUAUUUUUUCAUGCUCUUUCAGAUGAAGCAAUAAGAUAGAUGAAGCAAUUUUUGUUGCCAAUCUCCUUUAAAAUCAAUGUUUUCAAAAAAGGCAUACAAAAGUGUAGCUAGGGUUACCUGUGCAUGUCUGUAGUAUAUUUAUUUACUUGUAUUUCACGUUUUAAUGCCACAAUUCCCUAAAAAGAUCAGUGACCCCCGUUUUUUAACUGAUAAUUUAUUUCUUUAAUGCAUUUUACAUUUCAUAUCCGAAAUUAAAAAAAAAAUCAUUUCUGGAUCUUGAAUAAAAAUGCUUUAUCAAUGCAUGUUCUCAAAGAAAGAUAUGUAAAGAAAUGUGGAAAAGACAUUAUUUUGUGGAUCAGAAUUGUACACUUUAGUCGUUUCAUUUUGCUCAAAACACAAUAUGUUUUCAAAAAUAAUUACAUGAUAUGUUUACUAAAGCAAAAUCCCCGCUAAAAACGUCAAUAAAUAUCGGGCUGUUGUGAGUUUGCUGUUACUCGUAAUGAGCGUCAAGAUGGCGUCAUAUUGGAGUAAAGGUGGUAUAUUGUGAUUGUCAUAUCUUCUUAACGAGUUCGGUGACCCCGACUUUUUUGUGUGAUUUUACUUUAAGUACAUCAUAAAAUCCAUGCCUGGGAAGUUUCAGCACAUUCUCAUUUCGGGAACAAUUACUGCGGAAUUACCUUAAUAAGGCGAGACUUUUUUUAUUUAUUGGUUUACGGAUUUGACUUUAAUUAAAAAUAAGAGGUCGGUAGGUCGGAAAUAGAUAGCAGGUAGAUAGCAGGGAUAGAUCCAGCAUGAUCUGGUAGGGGGGAGGGUGCUCUGGUGCCAACUGCCGAGUUGUGUCGGUCAUGUGUGCCACCCGCCAAUCAACUACUGUAUUUGAAUUGUAAUUGUUGUUCACAGUUCACUUAUCAUCAUGUUAUUACUCAAAUUACUGUAUCUCAUUUUGUCUUUUUUGCUUUAUCAUGAAAAAUAGCAACCCCCCCUGCACCCCCCUGGCCAGGGCUAGGCAUCCCUGGUAGUGCAAGGAUAUUCGAUGAAUAUCCUUGCACUAUCGCCUUCACUUCAGUGAACAAGUAUAUGUAGAGCGAAUGGGCUCAUUUUUUGCAAUCUUUCAUCGUAGGGAGCCAAUGAUACUAAUACGCCCACUAAUUCUGCGAAUGAAGUCUCUCCUUCAGUUUUCUGGAAGGACCUCGAUGUGUAUGUUAUGAUUGCGAUGCUGAUCGUUCUUUGGUUCAGAAUGUUUAAAUACGCGAGGCCGUUUGAAAAUGCAGGUUUGUGAAGAGGAGAAUCUUUUGUAGGCUAUGUUGAGCCCUGAUCAAACAAAAAUGAGAGUUGAUGAGAGUCGAGAAGCGAGAGUUUGCGUGAGUGUUUUCGGAUAAUUCCAUGCCAUUUCAACACUGGCAUGACACCCACCCCCUCCAAAUUUCUUUAUAUUUUGCAGGCAGUAACAUUGUGUGGGAAUAGUUUAAGUUCAAAAUUUGAGCAUCAUAGCUGUAAUAGUUUUUGAGGUAUCGUAAUAUGGCCCGAAAAACAAAAAAGUGUACCACUGUACCAAGUGUGCCAAGUGUACGCAGCAUACUCAUGAGAAUUCUCGUGAGUAUAUGUCACUGUAUUUUGGUAUAUAUAUAUAUAUAUAAAGAUAAAAUAAACCUGGUUUACUUCAUAAGAUUUAUUCACUACAAACUUGUUUCGUAUGACAAGCAAUGCUUGCCACACUCAUCAGGUGAAUUUAAAUUCACCUGAUGAGUGUGGCAAGCAUUGCUUGUCAUACGAAACAAGUUUGUAGUGAAUAAAUUUUAUGAAGUAAACCAGGUUUAUUUUAUCUUUAUCUAUAUUAGCUCUAUACUUCGGUAUAUCGAGCACUCUACUCAUAUAUGAUUCUAAAUACAUAUUUGGUAUAUAUAUAUAUAUAUAUAUAUAUAUUAUAUAUAUAAGCAUAUAUAUAUAAGCGUGCUCAUGAGAUUAUUAAAAAAAAUUGCCUCAUGAAUUAAAUUGAAAUUUUUAAUGCUUAUUAUACAGGCCCCCAUGUUGUGAUCUUUGGUAGCGUCGUCGGAGACAUUCUGAAAUGGAUUGUUCUCAACGCAGCUAUAAUAAUUCCCUUUGCUUGCGCGUUCUGGAUCGCAUUUGGGAAAUAUUCGGACACCCCAGCUGACGGCUACAAAGACGUAUCGUCCCUGGCGUACAACGUCUUCCAAAUGAUGAUCGUCGGAAACUAUCAAUGGGAGGAACUGGAGAAAAGAAAUGUAACACUGGCGCGCAUAUUAUGUGGAACUUUCAUCCUAACUACUGCUAUCAUCACGCUCAACUUGCUCAUUGCUUUGGUAACGAACACGUUCGAGCGGCAUUACGAAAACGCAGUUGCACACGCGGUCAUGCAACGCGCGCGCACGAUAUUGCUACUUCAAUCACGAAUGGGAAACGCGAAACGCAAGCUUUACUACGAUUUUAUUAGAUCGAACGCAAGCCCGCAGAUUAUUCAAAACAAAUACGGACGACUGAUGGCGAAGAAGCCCGAAGACAGAGCGAAUAUUGAACGAGUUUACGACGACGUUCGGCAUAUCAAAAGCGUCCUGGCAGAACGAUUUGGAAAACGUUUCGGAAAGGGGAAAAAAUCUGAUCUCGAAAUUGUCCGCGAGGAUUUGGGGAAAGUUAAAAAGUCUGGAAAGGAGUUGGCGAACGAUAUCAAAAACUUGAAGUUAAUAUUGUACGGCAUGGGAGGACAGCCUGUGUCGCCUGUGAAGAGAUCGGUGGAGAGUAGAAACAGCAGCACGGAGCUCUCGAAAGAUAGGAAGGGGCAAGUGAACGCCAGCUUGAAUAGAGAAGGUAGCAAGAAUGAUGACAACAACAACAACAACAACAACAACAACAACAACAACAACAACAACAACGACGACAGCAAAAACAAUAACGACAACGACAGCAACAACAACAACAACGGCAAGAACAAAAAGCGACACCGCGGGCGAAGAUCUUCAAGGAAGACUGCAACAAGUUGUAGCGAGAGCUCUGAAUCUGAUGACGCAUUCGCGCCCGGUUCGCCCCCAAUGCCUCGUGAUAAGCAAAAAUGGGGACGACGGAAAUCAAUCGGUGAAAAGCGGGGAGAAAAUGGAGGCAAGCACAGUAAACACAAACAUGACGGCUAUGAAAAGUGGUGGAAAGGUAAGUAGAAAUGAAUCAAAAGAUAGAAGUGUAUACUUGAUGAUUCACGUGCGUCUGUGUGUGUAGUUAGCACGAUUUAUUAUUACGAAAAUUUGUGGGUCUAACAGACACUGUCCAAGAGCAAAAAUUGAUGGAUGAAAAGUGGAUGAAAAAUUAUUCAGUUUCUCACUCAUUGGUGAGCAGAUUUUUUCCCAACAGGCUAUUGUCCAAUUGAUAGGGAAUCCGAAGUACCUACGACUUUAUCCGAGAAGACGCGAAAGUCUAACCAUUUACUGAUAUCAAUGUAAAGGUAGUACUUUCUCCUCAAUUAUUUUAAGACCUUGGGUACGUGGAAGUCCGACCAAGGAUCUCCCAGCUUGAACGACACGACACCACAAGUGCUGGUAGUGAAAUAGGCAAUUCCAGCUUUUAAUUUAUGCGUGCAGGGGGUGGUGGAGAGUAAGGUAUCAUAUUGCUGAUUAUGCUGAAAAAUUUCAAUAAAAACUGCAGAAACAACCGAAAUAUUUCAAUAUUUACAAGUAUAAGCUAUCACUAUAAGCUAUCAAUUAUAAGCAGCCACCAUUUUUAUUUUUUCAGCAUAAUCAGCAAUAUGAUAUCUCACUCCCCCCCUGCACGCAUAAACUAAAAGCUGGAAUUGCCUUUCAGCACUAAGUUUGUCUUCCUCUGCCGGGCAGAGUGCACUGAAUGCGUAAUUAACCCACUGUAUAAUUUAUGCAUGAUACACAACUUAAUUCGCCUGCGGAGGUUCGCAGUCCCCUCUAGUUGAUUGAGUUAUCAACCUAUUGAUUUAUCGACUAUCGAGUUAUUAACCUAUUGAUUUAUCGACUAUCGACUUAUCAACCUAUUGAUUUAUUGACUAUCGAGUUAUCAACCUAUUGAUUUAUCGACUAUCGAGUUAUCAACCUAUUGAUUUAUCGACUAUCAUUUUUAGGAGAUUACGACCAGCAAUCAACAUCGGGAAGAAGCAGAAACGAUGUGCCCGUCAGAUACUUCCAACCCAGCUCAGAACCCACCUACAUUGAACCACAAUAUCCACAGUGCCAUAUACCUAUAUACCCUUUCCAAUCCAACAUCCGACGGGCGAAUAUACCUCAUGUUAUCUAUAAUACACCUGCUAUCCCGCAAUACCACUCGGUGACACCCAUACCCCAGCCUAGGGGUCAUCUGGCAAAUGUGUUUCCAACAACUGUGGAGAAUUUCGCCUAUGAGCAUUCAACUGCAUCAGAAGACACCAGUCUUGCUUUUCAGCCACUCAGAAGGAUUUCAGGGGCUUCUGUAGGUCAACGGGUGACACCUGGGUACACGAUGAUGCAUGUCCCAGAAGAGAUACAACAAAUCAGAGGGACAGACUCUCACUCAGGCCCCCGAAGGAGUAGCACUUUGACACACUCUGGAACAAUCUCUAAAAUGAUGUCUGGUCAAUCCUUGGCACAAAACGAGGUACGAUAUACAUUUCUAACUGAAUUAAGAUUGGAUUUAGACUACACACGUAAAAACGCACAAGUUGUGUUCACAUGGCAUUAUCAGACCAUAGUUAAUAGAGGAGAUGGUUUGGAAACUCGUUAGCAUUACAAUAAAAUCACAAUAAACCACAUUAUCUAUGUUGUUCAGGUUUAUGCAAAAAUGUGGUCUUUCAUCGUCACGUGCGUAUUGUAUUUUCUCAAGUCAACCAAUAGGAAUGUUCAAAAUGUCCUAUUGUUAAAGUCAUGGAUGGGCAAUUGGACAAAACCGUUGCUAUUGGCUGGUUGAGCAAAAAUACAAUACGCACGUGACGAUGAAAGACCACAUUUUUGCAUAAACCUGAACAAAAACAUAGAUAGUGAGGUUUAUUGUAAUGCUAAUGAGUUUCCAAACCAUCUGCUCCAUUAACUAUGAUCAGACUUAUUACAAGGUUGUUCUGGUACAGUCAUGAUAUAACAAGAAUCAGGGGCGUAGGAAGCAUCAAACGUUUGGGGGGCACCGGCUUCUAGGGGCACUUUAGGGUAUUGAAAAUGGCACCUAAAAAUUUUUCCCGCAAAUGUUGGCGACGGGGGGGGGGGGGUUGGUUCCCGUCGUACCAUACUGAAAUUGCACGUUUUUGACCAAUUUUUUUUUUAAAAACUUGGAAAUUUCCAAACCAAAAAGGCACCUUUGAUGUUAAUUUAGUAUUUACAGCGACAUUAGCUUGUACAAAAAGGGCACUUUUCAUCACAAAAAAGGGCACUUUUCAACACAAAAAAGGGCACUUUUUAGUUUAAAAAAAUUGGGGGGCACGUGCCCCCCCGGUUCCUACACCCUUGACAAUAAUGUUACAAGAUUGUAACAAUAGUGUUAUAUCAUGACUGCAUCGGACUUGUUGGAACAACCUUGCAACAAGUCUGAUAAUAUCAACAAGGUUGUUACAAAUUGUUAACAGCUUGUGCCAAACUUGUUGACAACUUGGGACAAGCAGUGGAAAGGAACUUGUUGGCAGACUUGCUACAAGAUGUGAGAUUUUGUGUGUGUAGGACUCAGUGCACAGCUUCGCUACUAUUUUGCUUAUCAUGGAGUUUGACCAGUGCAUAUUUUAAACGUUUUACAGUGGGGGAUCAAAACGAAGAUUAGGGCCUGGUGCGGGCUUCCCAGUGUAAGAUGUGGGUCACUCAGGGUACGGUUAUAGAGCCCAGUCUAAAACAGUAACAACACACGUAAAAAUCUCACAACUUGUCAACAAGAUGUGUUCGCAACAGGCUUGUAGCAAGCUUGUCAACAAAGUUUACAACUUGUAACAAUGGUGUUAUUUUAUCAAGUUGCUACAAGAUUGUCACUCACAACUUGUUGACAAAUUGUUGAAUAACAGGACGAUAACAAGUUGUCGAAAUAAAUUGUAACAAGUCUGUUGAGCUCAACAACCUUGUAGCAAGUUGUCAUCAAGCUGGGAACAAGCAGUGCGAACACAUCCUGUUGACAAGUUUUUGGAACAACAUUGCUACAAGUCUGCUGCAGGUUUGUUUCAGCUUGUGCGUGUUUACGUGUGUAGAUAAGCAAUAUCUGUUUUGGGGGUAAACAUUAGAUAUACUACUUUUAAACAAAAAGAAGAAAAAAUCUGAAUAAUGCCUUAAUCUGUCAAAUAGAUAUACUAUGAAGAUGAAAUGGCUUCGUCAACUCAACCAGAGAAACCAACACCAGUAAUUGUUCAACCAGCAGAACAAGCAGUUUCA